This is a messenger RNA of Podospora bellae-mahoneyi, 673 nucleotides long. RefSeq lists its product as uncharacterized. Gene Ontology annotation, molecular function: flavin adenine dinucleotide binding. The record is from RefSeq and is a predicted model, not a curated record. The coding region runs from base 116 to 673 and encodes 185 amino acids. Lineage: Eukaryota; Fungi; Ascomycota; Sordariomycetes; Sordariales; Podosporaceae. The transcript is spliced from 2 exons.
GGUGGUGGACAGUGAGCCCAUUUCAUCCUUCAAAUACCAGCAUCGGAACUCGUAGGUUUGGAGGAUGAAGUAGUUGACCAUCUAGCCUUGAUUACCUCCUCCGUCUCAUGCACGAAUGGUGCACUGCAGAUCGGAUUCUCGUUGCUUGUGUCCUCGCACGUUUUCCCCACGCGCGCCAAGGCUGUGUUUUAAGUCGUAUUUACCUCCACACUCGGUAGAUCCUUUCGAUAUGAGAGGUUUUGUCUCACUUGCUUGGGGCAGGCUUGCCACCGCCCUGUUGCUGGUGUUUGUCCACCUCAGCUUGGCAGCUGUCCUUUCAGUCCCCAGGUAUUCCGAACUUGAGGCUCGAACUCGGGCCGACUUGGACGCCAAUACUGUGAGAAGGGAGCUCGGAAGCCGUCUUUCACCCGGCACGGUCAUCUUCGAACCUGGCGAUGGAAAGUUCCCUGCUACCACAGCAAGAUGGAACACAUUUGCCCCGCCACAGAUCCAGGUUGUCGUUCAACCUGCAAGCGAAGCAGAUGUGGCAAAGAUUGGAGACCAGGUGCAAUACUGCAAUGCCAACGGCAUCGAUUUUCUGGCCACUAAUGGCGGCCACCGGAAUAGUGCCAGUUUGGGAACCUUCACUGGCGUUCAAAUUAGCAUGGCAUUGCUGAGAACCAUUACCAUCUAG